AUGACUGGACUUAACGCGUCUCUCGGAUACUUCCUGGCUGUUGUGGUUUUUGCAGCCUCAGUUCAAGCGCUGCUCAGAAAAUGGCCACGAUUCAGCUUCAUUGUGGAGUUUGCCUCGUCCUUCAUGCUGGUGGCAUGCUGGCUGGAGGUGCAGACCAUAGUGGAGGUGGGCGAGUGGGCCGGGGGUCUGGGUCCUGAUGUGACUGUGACCAUGUUGUUUGUGCUGCUGCUGACUCAUGGUGUUAUCUGUGGGGGAGCGUCAGGGAAUCCCAGCCUGGUUGUGCAAAAGUUCUUGCAGCUCGAAGCCUCCAUCCUGCCCACUGUGCUCGCCGUUACGUCCCAGUUUGCCGGAGCUCACCUGGCCCUUCUUGCAGCUGGAUACUACUGGAACCUGGAGCUGACGGACAUGCACAUGAUCAAAAACCUGAUGUCUGCUUCUUGCAGCACGUCACUGCUGAUCCCUGUGGUUCAGGGCUUUGUGACCGAGUGUGCCUGUGCACUCGUCUUUCAUCUUAUUCAUUUAAAUCUUCGGCACAGAUCUGCUCUGAUCCGGGUGCCUCUGACUGCGCUCCUCCUCACAUUCUUGUCCCACACUGCCAGAAGAUACACCUCAGCGUUCAUCAAUCCAUCUCUGGCGUAUGGACUCACCUUCCACUGUCCUGGAUUUACCCUCACAGAGUAUGCAGUGGUGUACUGGCUGAGCUCUUUAACAGGAAUGACUUUGGCUGUUCUCCUGUACAUGGGCCAUAUUCCGAGGUUUUUUGCCAAAAACCUUCUAUACUUUCAGAAGACACGCUUCAGAGUGCCAAAAGGAGAGAAAGCAGAAAAGAAGAAAAUGUGAAAUUCAUGUUAAAAGAAUGUAUUUA
Nematolebias whitei (Rio pearlfish) is the source of this 865-nucleotide messenger RNA. RefSeq names its product aquaporin 12 (gene aqp12). The transcript is spliced from 3 exons. Gene Ontology annotation, cellular component: cytoplasm. Bases 1 to 840 code for a protein of 279 amino acids. The record is from RefSeq and is a predicted model, not a curated record. NCBI's taxonomy places the organism in Eukaryota, Metazoa, Chordata, Actinopteri, Cyprinodontiformes, Rivulidae. Gene Ontology annotation, molecular function: channel activity.